Messenger RNA from Calypte anna (Anna's hummingbird), 1176 nucleotides. RefSeq names its product dynactin subunit 5 (gene DCTN5). The record is from RefSeq and is a predicted model, not a curated record. NCBI's taxonomy places the organism in Eukaryota, Metazoa, Chordata, Aves, Apodiformes, Trochilidae.
UACUCGCUCCCGCCCGGAAGCGCACAGCGCGCGGGCUUUCCGUGUCCAUAGCAACGGGGCGGCCAGAGGCGGAAGUUCUCUUCCUUUGGCGAACCAGGAAGUGACGCGCCGGAUCCGGGUGUGCCCGGUGCGGAAGCGGCGGGGACAGCGAUGGAGCUGAGCGAGAUGCCUGUACAACAAGUCCGAGUACAUCGAGACGGCCUCGGGCAAUAAGGUGAGCCGUCAGUCCGUGCUCUGCGGCAGCCCAGAACAUCGUCCUCAACGGAAAGACAAUAGUUAUGAACGACUGCAUCAUCCGUGGGGACUUGGCCAACGUGCGUGUGGGCAGGCACUGCGUGGUGAAGAGCCGCAGUGUCAUCAGACCCCCCUUCAAGAAGUUCAGCAAAGGGGUGGCUUUUUUCCCUCUGCACAUUGGUGACCAUGUCUUCAUAGAGGAGGAUUGUGUUGUCAACGCUGCCCAGAUUGGCUCCUACGUCCACAUAGGCAAGAACUGUGUCAUUGGCCGUAGGUGUGUUCUGAAGGACUGCUGCAAGAUCCUGGACAACACAGUGCUCCCCAGAGAAGUUGUGCCUCCUUUCACUGUCUUCUCAGGCUGCCCAGGGCUCUUCUCUGGGGAACUCCCAGAAUGCACCCAGGAGCUCAUGAUUGAUGUCACCAAGAGCUAUUACCAGAAGUUCUUGCCACUCACUCAGGUUUAGUAGCCCCCUGGUAGCCCGUUUGCCACGUUCCAGAGCAGAGGAGGCAGCCAGGAGUGUUCUGGGGGCAGGGGCAGAGCUGUGGGGCAGGACAUGGCCCCCCCAUUCCCCUGUCACCCCCUGUCACCCCUGUGCCCUCAGCAUUUGGGUGUCCCCCAUUCCAUCCUGAGUUGUGCCAUUCCCUGUCCUGGGGCAUUCCCACUGGGACACAUCCUGGCUGCAGGGACAGCCCAAGCCCCCCAUUCACCUCGGUUCUGACCCAAAGCUGGUGGGUGUCCCUGUGCCUGCACCCCUGGGGCUGGCAGACCAGUUCCUCACCAGGGAACCAGUCAGAACCAGUGCUUUCCUUCCCCAAACUCUCCAUUAGGUAUGCCUGUGUUCUGACCCGCAGGGGUCCCCCCUCUCCCUGGGGUUCUGUCCCAGGGGACAGGACCCCCCAUCACCCUGGCGUGACAGAGGUGACACAGAGCUGCCCGUGUCC